Molecule: messenger RNA, 1419 nt
Organism: Homalodisca vitripennis (glassy-winged sharpshooter)
Lineage: Eukaryota; Metazoa; Arthropoda; Insecta; Hemiptera; Cicadellidae
Exons: 2
Coding region: 980-1333 (117 amino acids)
Source: RefSeq, a predicted model, not a curated record
UUAUAGAAGAUUGAAUCAAAAUAUGACAAUCAUGGAACUGGUAGUCAUUUUUUGCCCAGUUGGCAGGUUAUUUUUUUAAUUUUUUGCACCCAUAUUUAAAAAUGUUGUGAAAAUAAAUUUAUAUUUUAAGCCUACAUGUGUAAUACAUUAUUGUUUUAGAGGAAUGUAAAGAUAAUCAUGGUAUAAAAAUAUGCUUGAACAAUUAAACAAACAUUUUAACUAUAAUAUUUGUUACUUUUCAUUUUUUAACAUUUAAAAAUCUUUCAAUAAUGCCUUUUAGUUUUUGGUUUUCAAAAUAAUUUCAUCGAAUUUUCCAUCUUCACUUGUUAUGUGAUCUGGUACCCCUGUAUAAAAUAAUGGACGGUAUUAAGAGAAAUAGGACCAACAAGGCGUAAGUAAUAGAUGUCUUCUUACAUUUGUUAUCAAAUGUUAUCUUAAUAAGCACGGCAUAGGCAUAAUGCAGUACUCCCAUUUAAGAAAUUGGAUAUAAGCUAAUGUAAAACUGUGGACAAAGUAUUAGUAAUGCCAUUAGAAUCUAGAUGUAUGUUAAUUUAAAUAGUCUUAAGACACAUGUAACUACUAAAUUAUAAAUGUUCUUAUUUUCCAGAUGAAUUAAUAUUAAAUAAUACUGGAAAGUAUGGUUUAGUGAAUAUCUUAAUCAAAUAAAUAUUUAUUGAAUUUAAUACAAAGAAAAAAUAUUAUGCUAGUAAACUCCCAACACACUGUACUUAAUUUUUUUUAAUGUGUCUGAUCAUUACUAUAAUAUAUUAUUUAAAAUAUGAAGAAAAAGUUACUUAGUGAAAUAAUCAACUGAAUUCACAACAACUGUUCUUUCUGUUGAUUUAGUAAAGACUUGUACAAUACAUUUUGUACGGCCAUAGAACCAUGCUCACUAGGUUAGUGAGAUAUCCAACGUGCAUAUGAGAAAGACUACUUUAAUAACAUUUCACAAAUAUUGAUUUAUUCUGGAAAAAUUAUCAUGAUAGUCUGUUAUCAAUUUCUUGUGUGUUCCUUCAAUCCUACGAGCAAUUGUAAUGCAGUUAUGGUCAUGAAGUUAUUCAUUCUCAUACUUAUCCACAUUCUCGUGGUAGAACCAAGGCCAUCAACAACAACAUUAGGGCUAUCCAAAGAGAUCUGCUCCGAUGAAGACGAAGCUGAAGAAGAGAGCAGUUCUGAGAUCAUUGAAAGUAACAGUUCCGGAUCCAGUAACUGCUCUGACAGUAGUUCCAGCUCUGAAAGCUCAUGUGAUAGUUCCAAUGAAAGUGGAGAAAUUUAUGAUUUUGAUGAAUAUUGUAAAACUAAUGAUUAUGGCAACAAGCCACGGCUGGUGUGAAGGUGAUAGUAAUGAUUAUGAUGAUGAUGAUUGUAAUUAAAAAGAACCAGUUUAAAGUCUCUAUUUAACACAAUUGUUUUAUCAUA